Molecule: messenger RNA, 946 nt
Organism: Alligator sinensis (Chinese alligator)
Lineage: Eukaryota; Metazoa; Chordata; Crocodylia; Alligatoridae
Product: ferritin heavy chain A
Exons: 4
Coding region: 259-702 (147 amino acids)
Biological process (GO): iron ion transport; intracellular iron ion homeostasis
Cellular component (GO): cytoplasm
Molecular function (GO): ferric iron binding; ferrous iron binding
Source: RefSeq, a predicted model, not a curated record
GGCCCGGACGCCUGGGUCCCCUCCCUGCCGAAGGGCGUGCAGUGCUGGAGGCCCGGGCUACCGGGUUUUCUCCUGGGCCCGGGAGGAUCAUUGUCCUCUCCCGCUCGGGUGGGGCAGGGGGCGGGCCGGGCCGGGCUAUAAGAGGCGCCGUCUGAGCCCGCGGCCAGAGCCGGCUCUUGCUUCAACAGUGAUUGAACGGAGCCUCCUCCCGCCCCAGCACCCCCAGCAACAGGACCUGCAUCUGCAUCUGCCCGGGUCAUGGACUCCCAGGUGCGCCAGAACUACCACCGCGACUGCGAGGCCGCCAUCAACCGCAUGGUGAACAUGGAGCUGUACGCCAGCUAUGUCUACAUGUCCAUGGGCUACUUCUUUGACCGUGAUGAUGUGGCUCUGUCCCGCUUCUCCAAGUUCUUCCGCCAUGAGUCUGAGGAGAAGCGGGAGCAAGCUGAGCGCCUCAUGGGGCUGCAAAACCGCCGGGGGGGGCGCCUUGUGCUGCAGGACAUCCAGCCUGGGCAGGAUGAGUGGGGCAAUGGGCUGGCUGCCAUGCAGGCGGUGCUGCAGUUAGAGAAGAGCAUCAACCAGGCCCUGCUGGACCUGCACCAAGUGGCCACGCGCCACGCUGACCCCCACGAUCAGCCCUAUCCAAACUAUCCUGUAGACAUCCAUCAUCUAACCUCUUGGAAAAACUGCUGUCAGCCCUGACAACGCAACAUAUCACACCUGAACCUGCCACAGGUAGAGCCAGGAGAGCAGCCAAUGUCCUGCUGCUGGAAAAAGUUGUUCAUAUACACUCAAGAGAUCCCAGUUAGAGGCCAUGGGCCUGCUGCAGAGGAAGGCUAAAAUUCCCUGGGUGUACACCAGUCUGAUGAGAGAGUAAAAUUCCUUCCUGACCCCAAGUGUGGGAAUCAAUUGGACCCUGAGCAGAGGGGCAAGACCCUCUAGACAG